Impatiens glandulifera is the source of this 1120-nucleotide messenger RNA. Its product is annotated as cyclin-D4-1-like. The record is from RefSeq and is a predicted model, not a curated record. Lineage: Eukaryota; Viridiplantae; Streptophyta; Magnoliopsida; Ericales; Balsaminaceae. The transcript is spliced from 6 exons. Gene Ontology annotation, molecular function: cyclin-dependent protein serine/threonine kinase regulator activity. Gene Ontology annotation, cellular component: cyclin-dependent protein kinase holoenzyme complex; cytoplasm; nucleus. Bases 1 to 996 code for a protein of 331 amino acids. Gene Ontology annotation, biological process: mitotic cell cycle phase transition; regulation of cyclin-dependent protein serine/threonine kinase activity.
AUGGCAGACGGCAUCAUUGACUCUAAGUCCUCAGAUUUACCCAAUGAACAAUUUGAUGAUCAAACUCAUGUCAAUCAUAGACAUCAACACAAUCUCAUUAAAAGGAAUAGAUCGGAAACCCCGGCCGCCACCGUCGGUUUGCUGCCGUCGUUGAGUGAAGAAGAUUUCAUCUCGAUGAUGGAAACAGAGAAAGAACAUUUGCCAAGAGAAGAUUAUCUCUCUAGACUGAAAAAUGGUAAUCUAGAUAUGGCCAUUAGAAAGGAAGCUCUUGAUUGGAUUUCAAAGGCUCAAUCUUAUUAUAAAUUCGGUCCUUUCAGCAUUUGUUUGUCAAUGAAUUACUUUGACAGAUUCCUUUCUAUGUAUGAACUGCCUAGUGGAAAAAGUUGGGCAAUUCAACUGUUAGCUGUAGCUUGUUUGUCAAUUGCUGCCAAAAUGGAGGAGACCACCAUUCCUCUCAUUGUAGAUUUACAGGUUGGAGAACCAAAGUUUGUAUUUGAAGGAAAGACAAUACAAAGAAUGGAGCUUUUGGUGAUGAACACUUUGAAGUGGAGAAUGAAGGCUUAUACACCAUGUUCAUUCAUUGAUUUCUUUCUUAGAAUUAUGAAAGAAGAUCAAGAAUUUAUUAAUUUUGAUCCUAUGAUCUCUAAAUCACUUGACAUUAUCUUAACCAUAACUAAAGGUAUUGAUUUCUUAGAAUUCAGACCUUCCGAAAUUGCGGGGGCAGUCGCAUUGUUUGUUUUACGAGAAACAACACAAGGAGAAACAACUUUAAAUUUAUCGUGUCUACUAGACAAGGAAAGGGUGUUGAAGUGUUUAGAAGUGAUCAUGAAGGAUUUGAAGAUGAAAAGUUGGUCGUCUUCUUCUUCAUAUUGGUCAUCAAUGGUGGGUGAGAUAAUGAGGAGCCCAAAUGGGGUGUUAGAAGUGACAUGCUUGAGCCAUAAAAGUGAUGAUACAACUAAUUAUUCUAAUUCUCACAAGUGUCACAAACGGCAAUAAUUCACCCAAGAUUAUUUCCUUAACUCACCAUAAUGUCUAAAAAAAUUAAUAUUUUAUCCCAAUUUUUCUUAUCCCAGCUAAAUAAUAUACACUAUAUAUAUUAUGUGACCAUUUACUGUGUAUU